Messenger RNA from Gymnodraco acuticeps, 1615 nucleotides. Its product is annotated as target of EGR1 protein 1-like. Gene Ontology annotation, molecular function: 3'-5'-RNA exonuclease activity; snRNA binding. The transcript is spliced from 2 exons. Gene Ontology annotation, cellular component: cytoplasm; Cajal body. Lineage: Eukaryota; Metazoa; Chordata; Actinopteri; Perciformes; Bathydraconidae. Gene Ontology annotation, biological process: snRNA 3'-end processing. The coding region runs from base 656 to 1384 and encodes 242 amino acids. The record is from RefSeq and is a predicted model, not a curated record.
GAGUCAGCUAAAUACUGAAAAAUAACAAUGGACAUUCAAACAGAAAAAGUAUACCCUCUCUGGCAGAGUAUUCGUCGUCCUCUAUAACUCUUGCCAGUCCAAAGUCAGCGAUUUUGCAGAGCAGACUCUCUGACACCAGGACAUUGGCUGCUCUCAGGUCUCUGUGGAUAUAUUUCUUAUCCUCUAUAUACGCCAUGCCCUCUGACAGAUCACUGCGGUCAAACCUCCACCUUCAGCCACCUGAAGAAGACCACUCCCCCUGAAGAUCCCCACAGAAAGCUGUGGCCAAACCUCCACCUACAGCCUCUAUAAGGAAACCUGCACAGAUGUUAUCCUACUGCCAUGUGGAGACCUGAGUGGAACAGCAAGGACCAGAGAAACACACGCAGAUAUAGUCCUUCAGUUAAUAUGCAAACAUAUUUCUGUGUUAUUAAAGCUGGCUCUCUGUUUACAUUCUGUUCACUUGUUCUUCUUCUCACAGGUGUUUUCAAACGUUGUGAAAGACUGAGCUCACACUCCUCAACAUGAACCUGACUGACUGUGAUGAUGCCUUCAUGAAACGAGAGAGCUCCACUGUACGUACAGUAUAGCAAUCUACCAGGAGCUGCUUCAGGGCCCUGAGGACAACUCCUUUUACAACAGCUCUGUUCCAGAGAUGCUUCCUCCUCCUCCACAUCCUCCACCUUCACCACCCCUCCUGCUCAUCGCCAGAACUAAGAGUGCCCCACCCCAUCUCAGCAACCACCACCAGUUUCUCCUGCAGCCACCGCCUAAGAGGAAGAGACGUAAAGAAAAAAGGAAAGGUAAAGGCGAGGCAGCGGAAGACGGUGCCCCUCAACACAAAAUCCCCCACAUGGCGGUGGAUCUGCAAGAAACGCCAGAUGAGAAGCAAGGGGCCGAGUCAUCCUCAGAAAAAGGGUCUCUAAUGGACACCCAACAGAAUGAACGAGAGAAAACAGACAUCGAGGGGAACGGAGUGAGCCAAGACAACACACUUGAAAUAACACCCACUACUGAUGACAACGCAAAAACCAACACAAAUGGUGGUGAAGAAAGCAGAACAAAAGAUGGAGGAAGUGAAAAAUUAAGCGAGAAAUCGUCCAAGACUGAGCAGAAGAAGAACGCCGACUCAGGAUCGCACCGUGCCGGGUUCGACGCCUUUAUGACGGGAUACAUUUUUGCCCAUUCAUGUACCCUGAACAAGAAGAAAGGAGUGGAAGCUGUAGGGAAGGAGGAGGAAGAGGAGUCCUGGGUUCCUUCGUGUCUCAAUAAGGUCUACCUCAGCGGUAAAUCUGCUCCUCUCAACGUGGUUAAAAGCACCUUCUCCAAAUCAUCCAAGGCCCAUGUGGCGAAGAUGGAGAUGGUUUGGGGAAAGAAAGUGUAGUGUCCACACUUGAACACAGUAUUUAAGUGUUUAUAUUAGGGCUGCAACUAAUUAUUAUUUUAAUUAGUAAUCUGCAGAUUACUUUUACGAUAAACUGUUUGUUCAAUAAAUUGUCCAAAAAUAAUAAAAAAGGAACAACCUCAAAAGACUCAAAGUCCAAGUGAUUCAAUGUUUUGUUGAGUCCAAACCUAUGGUCCAAACCCAAAGAUGUUGACUUUAAUAUAAUAUUUA